CACGGCUGACAUCAGUGGCAAGUGAUAUUUGAACGGGUCCUGGGGCAGCCCCCCCCCACCUCCUCCUUCGAGUCAGACAAACCCGCACUGACCAAGUACUGUAUAGUCAAACAGCCCACGCCACCGAGAGGCGUUGGAAAACUCUCAUCGAGCAUUAUAUAGGGCUCGAGUUAUGUCUUACUGAGUCGCCAACCAAGUCAAGUUGUGGCGUUUCUAGGAUGGUGCCUGGCUACAGGUUUGCGCUGUUGCGCAAAGAUUCGCACGCCUCCGCUGCCCAUGCCGGCCGGCGCGCUCUCAGUGAACGACGAUGACACCCCCCCCCCAGACCCUUUCCUUUUCUGUUGUGAAACGUGGGUGUGGAAAGUCGCGAUGGCAAUGGUGUUGUGGGUGGGAGGGUGAGUGCAAAUAAGUGAUACAUCUCAAAGGCAACUCUUUAUCACACGAGCAAUAGAGCAAGGUUUCUUGAGAGUAAGUCUCAAUCGCCUCUGAAUGUGCACGUGACCGCAGAAGAGAACGGCGACCUCCAAGAACCGGCGAUUAUGCAACGUGACCUGCUGUUUGCUGUUGUGGUUCUGCGUGCCGAGCCCCUUUUCCGAGUGUCGCGUGCGUUGCCAUAGCGCGGUGUAUAACAGCGACACGUUCACGAGUGGAGAGCACUCGAGGCUCGAAGCUGCCAGCGACUCGCCACGCUCCCGUCUGCUCGAGGCUUGAGUUGACGAAUGGACACGGCCAGGGUCUCUCCGAUUAACCCGGAGCCACACGAAGUCCAAAAGCGCUCGUCGGUGGACGAUCAAAAUGUAGCCGCUGUGACUGAGCGCAUGGAGGUGUCGGGAGACUCGCAGAGGGAAGAUGGCUAUGGUGCCUGUGGGAUCCUGCUGCUCGUCUUUUCAGCAAUACUGCUGGUCGUCACCUUCCCCAUCUCUGUUUGGCUCUGCAUCAAGGUCGUGCAGGAAUACGAGCGUGCGGUGAUUUUCCGACUCGGGCGAAUCGCGAAGGGGGGAGCCAAGGGCCCAGGUAUUUUUAUGGUCAUACCAUGCACGGACAACUUCAUACGCGUGGACUUGAGGACCAUCUCCUUCCAGAUUCCGCCUCAAGAGAUCCUGACUCGCGACUCGGUGACAAUCCAGGUGGAUGCCGUGGUUUACUACCGCAAGGUCAACCCCACCAUGUCGGUGGCCAACAUUGAGAACGCGAAUGACUCCACGCGGUUGCUGGCCAUGACCACCCUGCGCAACGUCCUGGGCACCAAGAACCUGUCGGAGAUCCUCACCGACCGCGAGGAGAUGGCUGACCGCAUGGAGGCCAUCCUGUUGGAUGCCACCAAGUCUUGGGGGAUCCGCGUGGAGCGCGUGGAGAUGAAAGACGUGAAGCUGCCCCUUGACCUGCAGAGGACCAUGGCUGCUGAGGCGGAAGCUACGAGAGAAGCUCGUGCCAAGGUGAUUGCGGCCGAGGGCGAGGUGAACGCUUCGCGAGCGCUCAAGGAGGCUGCCAUGGUGCUUGGAGAGGCGCCGGCUGCCCUGCAGCUUCGCUACCUCCAGACGCUGUCGGUCAUCGCGUCCGAGAAGAAUUCCACCAUCAUCUUUCCGCUGCCCAUGGACCUCAUCAGCACCAUGAUGCAGAAGAAAUAGAAACUGCUUGCGCGGUUUCUUUGUCGCGUUCGUAAGCGCACCAUUUAUGGGUGCCGUUAAUCCAUCUUUAUUUUACCCAGUUGUGUACCGGUGUUGUGUUUGUGUGAGUUCGAUUCCCACUCACGGCCACCAAGACUGGUGAUGAUUUUCUGAACCGGUCCUGGUCCUCCCUUACAUCGGCUCAGCCUCAUAUGAGCACUGUACCUGGUGCGGUGUGUAAACAUCACCACUGGGGAGACAAAGGCGGCCGGGCGUGGUGUUGGUCAUCUAAACCAUCGUAUGUCGUGCCGGCCUUCAUAGUUGGUCGCUAACAGCACUUGCCUUAGCAGUCUGUUAGAGGCUAUGUGGGGGAUCUUUGUCUUUUUAUUGUGUGUGAGUGUGUUGACCACGGGGAGCGGCAGUGCCAGAGAUACAACCGCCGGACUACGAAUACAGAAACUUGAGUUUGGUUCCUGGCCAUGGAUAACAUCAGUGGAAAUAAAUAAUUGAGCCCAUUCUUACUGCUAGGCCGACUGAGGGGUAUAUGAGUACCUGGUGCGGUGAGUUCACUUCAGUCUCAGAGGCUGGGCAAUGUGCUGGUCACUGCAUUGCCCACACGUGCUGGCCUGUUUUGGUUAACAUGUUGGCACCUUUCUGCCACAAAUCUGCCACCCAAAUCGCUAUGAAAUGGAAAGAAAACAAUUACAUGCAGUAAGCAAUAGCUAAGACUAAGUUGUGGCUGCGAAUUAGUUAAUAUGGUGUUCACUAACAACGCUUGCUCCAACACUCUGUUUGGCUAUACAGGUGCCGCGGUGGCGAGAUGUUGACUACCUCGCCUGGUAUACAAUAGGUCGUCGGUUAGAUCCCGACCCCGACACCUGCAUAUUUGGAAUUUUCAUGUCUCUCGCCAUGGUCGUGUGGAUUUUUCUCCGGGCCUUCCAAUUUUUCCCCUCCACAUUUAGAAACAAGCGUUUAGAUUAUUUGGCUGCGGUAAAUGUUCCACAUGAUGAAAAGCCACUUUGUCGGGCUAUCAUUUGUGGCUAGGUCGUUUUUGAAAAAGAGCUUUAUAGCUCAGUGGGCCUAAGCUGGUAUUUUUUUUUAAAUAGGUUAUCAUUGUCCUCGAGUGUGAAUUGACAAGGGCACUCAGAAACUCCCACUGCUGUCAAACACAAUGUACAACAUCGCAUGUUGUGUAAUCUGCAGUUGUGUGGGCAAUGACGCACUCUAUCACGGUCUCCCAGUAUCAGGUGAAACAUUCAAGUGGCUGAAUUACAUUAUCAAAAUACACGCACAGCUCAGCUACAUUGGUUGUGACUCAGGGGGUGAGAUUACUGAGAGGGAAGCAUUGAAAUCCUACGCACAGAGAGGUGAUCUAAAAUGUAACGGGUUGAUUGUUUACAGUCAUUAAAAAACGGCACACACGAAUAAUCACGUGAAUAUGCAUUUUUCACUUUUGUCAAGUUGCAGCUCUGAUAAUUAUUAUUCUUGGUUCUUUCGGUUAGGUCACGUAGAAGGGAAGUAAAACAAAUAUUUGCAUUAUUAAAAAUGAUUUUAUUACUUUUUAUUAUUUUAUUAUUUCCCUUCUACGUGACUUUACCGAAAGAACCAAGCAUAUGAAUCCCCGCAGUCACGAAAGCUUUAAAUCAAAAGUUAAUAUUAUUGUUACGCGGUUGCUAUGUCUCUCCGUGACAGGGUGGGUAAGUCUGCCUGUACUGCGUGGAUUUAAACAGAAAGGUCACUUGUUUGGAUCUUAGGAGUAGUUCUACAAUAUACGCUUCCACAGGCUGCUCUCUGCGCCACUUGCCGUGACAGUUCUGGAUGUAAACUCUGCCGCAUGGCGUUGCCUCGAGGGUACGAUGGGAAUACUUUUGGAAAAAUACAACUUUGAAUAAAUAAAAAACCUCCCAAAAACAGAUUGGGUCACCUCACCAAACUCCCACUGGUAACACCUACUGUAGAUAAAAUAUGUAUCUUAUCUCAUCGUGGUGAAGCAGACAAGACGUAACUCAUAAAUGACAGCAGCUUGUGAUGAAAUAUGCCCUCGUCUGAGUUGGAGAUAACACUGGUCAACACACUUUUUCUGGCAUAAGGUAUUCCAACGGUUUUAAGGUAAUUUUGCUGUGCUGAUUCCAAAUCUGGCAUCAGUUUUUGAGAUAUCAAAUAUUGCAUUUUCAAUAAAAAUUGCAGAAGAAAAAUAUUAAAUAAAUGUGGAUAUCUACAAAAAAUUAUAUUAUAAACACACUAUCCUAAAAUACAGCACCAUAUUUUAACACUAAAGCAGUCACUGACUCGCAACAACUUGCAAUCAUAAGUGACAGUUAAUUUCGGGUAAAAUAAAUGAAAAUGGGGUAUGCCGAUAGCAUAAAAUGAGAUGUGAUAGAGCAAAUCUGAGAUCAGAUUUGGAAUCAGCACCCUGAAAUUUGUCUAAAACAGCUGCAAAAGUUCAGGCCAGAAAAAAAUGUUAAUUUUUGUUGACCAGUGUAAUUAAUCCCUGGUCUUUCAAGAUUAUAAAAAGCUAGGGGCCCGCCAUAUUCAUUUUGGGUUGCCAAAGGCUCCUCUUUGUAUGCCCUAUUAGGCCUCUUGAUAGGGUCAUGAUCAGGGCAGCCAUCCCAGGUUCUCAGAGCUGUGAGAGGAGGCUCAGUGUAUAUGCGCGGAGCACUUUAUAGUUUGAUUUUUUACAAAUGCGUCACGAAAGCGAGGAUAUAAUCUGUUGCACAUAUGCAAGUCGCAAGAUAGAUAGGAAAUUACGACAAAUGACAGUAUUUUUUCUGUUUACCAGAUGAUUACUGUAAAGGGGCACCCUGUUUGUCAAAGAUGCCAUUUACGUGAAGGCCAGGCCUGCGUGUAGUUAUGCACGAGCGCUUGUAAGUUUAUACAACAACAACAGUAACAAUCUUCUUGGUUCUUUCGGUAAAGUCACGUAGAACGAAUUUGCAUAUCAAGAGGAAUUUAGCAUAUUUAUUCCUCUUGAUAUGCAAAUUCUUUUGUCAAGGCGCUCUUCUUCCCACCUCCAACCCCUUAAAUAUGCGCUCCAAGCUUGGUGGUGUUUCAUUCUUCACCUGAGGACGGCUGCUUGCGUUGUGGCCGAAACGUCGUGAGAAUUAUUUUAUUAUGUUUUAUUUUUAUUAUUUUAUUACUUCCCUUCCACGUGACUUUACCGAAAGAACCAAGAAGAUGAAUCCCUGCAGUCACGAAAGCUUUGAAUCGAAAUUUGAACAGUAAUAAUUUAUAGUUGAUUGUCAAUCGACUGCUCGCUGAAGGCAUUCCCAUUUGGCCUUGGGAGCAAUUUGACCAUGCUUCGCUGUGGUGAGUGCAGGUUGGUCAAAAAUGCUGGGGCAUAGGGCCAGUUUAGACAUCACCUGCCUCUUAUUCUUAGGUUUUUUCGGCAAAGUCACGUAGGUAAAAAAUUAAAAUUAAAAUGAAUAAAAGUAAAAUAAAAAUAAAAUUAAUAAAAAGUGGGCCGUUCCUGGCCCCCCCCCCUCAACCAAUAUAUAUACGGGGUAGUAUCUCUUGGAAUCUCUCAUUUACUUGAUACAGCAAGCGUGCUGUGACGGUUCCACCUGAAGACGGAAGCUUGUGUCGCCUCCGAAACGUCGUGAUUUUUAUUUUAGUUUUAUUUUACUUUUAUUAAUUUUACUUUUACAUUUUUACCUACGUGACUUUACCGAAAAAAACCUAAGAAUAUGAAUACUUGCAGUCACGAAAGCUUCAAAUCUAGAAUCACCUGCCUCUGAUUGCCAGCAAUUCAACAACGGGAAUGUGAACUUAGGUUUCUGGGUUCAUAGUGCAGUGCGCUAACCACUGCACCACCACCCACUCCGCCCUCUUGUAAACCUAUAUAUUUCUGAUCGCCCCUUACUGGGGAAUCACGUCACCAUCCAGGUAGUCUGACUUAUUUUUUUUACACAAGUACACUCAUCACUCAGAAAGCGUAAGCUGAAUCAGCCUUUUUCAUAACUGCCCCCUUAUAUAGAUCCCUGCUAGUGAGACCCCUGCAGCAAGUUGUAGCUUUCCUGCAUAACUAACGCCUCUUUUCCUUCUCUCCUUUAAGCUAUGCGCAUGAACGUGGGAACAUGACCUAGGGCGUAAAUAGAAAAUGCAUGAUAACACAAAGCUUUUAAGCUUGUGCUGAUGUUUGCAAUGUGCAAUGGAUAAAAAAAAUGUAAUCCAUGCCUUUGUCCUCCCGUGACCUUACUGAGAAAGGCCACGCUUGGUGUGAGGUCACACGGAGAGCAACUUGCAAUGUUUCGGUGGCUACACGCGCUAUUGUGUCGAACUUCUGAUUGCGCCUGCGACCUUCAGUUUAUCGGCUGUCUGGUGCCCAUAGCUGCAAAACUUCAGAAGGUAAAUGGAUGUAAAACGACAGGUCACUAUUUUCGAUUGGGGAAGAGAGGAUAUUGUGGUAAAUGAUGGUUUUACGUUUUUAUCACUAUACUGUAAAAUAUUCGUACACCCAGUUAAUUAAAACCUUUAUAUUAAGUUCACUUGCUUGCGCGCUUAUGACUGUGCAAAUCUUUCGGUCGUUUUUUAACCCACUUCCCGUGAUCCAAUCGAGCUGACAUUUUGCACACAGACUCGUUGUGCGUGACAAUUUAUUUUCGUGAAAUUUUUUUUCCAUAACUUUACACUUUUUAGGAAAAUUUUUAAAAAUAUUUAAUUACCAAUUGCUUAAUGGUGGCAGGCAAUCAUCUGACCCAUAGGUGGCAGCCAUCUCAAGCCAGAGGACGAGAGGACUCUAGCCGCCACGCAUAUAAAGGAUUUAUAGUGAAAAACUUUGUUUUUACGGGUUAAUUUUAUUUUUGGAAUUGGCUCUAAGAUUUAAGUAAUGGGCCUUAAAACCAAUGACGGUGCUGGUGGAAUAAUCGUGCCACCCGUAAAAUUUAGAAACUUCUUGGGAGAUGUAGAAAGAUUCUAGAUUUGAAGCUUUCGUGACUGCAAUGAUUCAUAUUCUUAGGUAUUUUCGGUAAAGUCACGUAGGUAAAAAAUAAAAAUAAAAUAAAAAUCACGACGUUUCGGAGGCAACACAAGCUUCCGUCUUCAGGUGGAACCGUCACAGCACGCUUGCUGUAUCAAGUAAAUGAAAAAUUCCAAGAGAUCCGACCUUGUAUAUAUAUACUGGUUGAGGGGGGUGGAGCCAGGGUAGGCCCCUGGAUAGGAGUUUUUUUAUUAUUAUGAUAAGGUUGGUGCGGAUGAAGCUACGGCUAGUCUACAUAACAAAGGACUGAGCCUUUGUUAUGUAGACUGGCUGAGAGGGGGAGGUGCCAGAGUUGUUAAUGUGCGGCUGCUGCUACUUUUCCAUGCAUGUCUGUUGACUUUACCGAAAAAACCUAAGAAUAUGUAGAAAGAUAUAACGAUGUCGUGAGAUGAGCGAUGCGCAGAUGAAAGGCGGAGCUGUAGAGCGAUGAGAGAAAGGAUAUACCCAUGAGACGGAUUUAGUUGAAGGAGAGACAUGCAGACAAGAGACAAAGAUCGACUUAGAUCAGAGAAUAGAGAUACAGACAUGAUAGGAAUGACAGAGAUUAAUUAAGCGUUUAAUAUUUAUUCACUUUUCAUGUUAAUCAGCCGUUUUAUAGUUCGUUAAGAUUUUCAAUUCGAGCUCAUAUUUUGGUUCGGCCCUAUUUUUUUCAUAAACCCAGAGUCCCUUGAAUUCCUUGGAGCCCUGAGCAUUUGCCCGAGCUUGCUUAUGCUUUGCGUCACAAUCGCGUAAUGCCAUCAUGCACACAAGAUUUGCUGGAGCACAGAGAUAGGAGACUCAAGCAUCGUGGUGGAUGUCUUCAGGGUUGGCUCUCGCUCUUUCUGUUACUUUUAUUAUUGAUAUAUAUUUUAAAUUAUUAUUAAGGUUGCUUUUAUCACUAUAUUAUUAUGAUAUGAAAUGACUCUACGGAAGGUGGCCUGUUAGUGCUCCUUAGAAUGUUACUCUAAUCUUCCAUGCAUGUCUGUUGAACUUCUUUCGCGCCGUACGUAGCCCACCGUGCUAAUCGGAUGUGCGAGGGGAAGGACAACAAACUAAACGCAAAAAGCAGUUCAAAAGAAGUGAGUUUUCAGUCUAGUUGAGUUUAAAGUGUAUAGUUCCAGUGGCUUUAUAAUAUCCGGAAGAAAGAGCGUUCCAGACGGCCGCAGAAGCGCAUCUGAGAGCGUGCGAUGCGCUGACCGUCUUUGUUCGAUGGCCAGCCAAAAGCAGUUACACGUUUACAAGCACAUGAAGGGAUGGAGGCGAAGUGAAUACAGACUGCAGGCAAGUGAGCACAGUAAGCAAUGG
Lethenteron reissneri (Far Eastern brook lamprey) is the source of this 7866-nucleotide messenger RNA. RefSeq names its product stomatin-like. Gene Ontology annotation, cellular component: plasma membrane. Lineage: Eukaryota; Metazoa; Chordata; Hyperoartia; Petromyzontiformes; Petromyzontidae. The record is from RefSeq and is a predicted model, not a curated record.